This is a messenger RNA of Manihot esculenta (cassava), 2049 nucleotides long. RefSeq names its product probable serine/threonine-protein kinase PIX13. The transcript is spliced from 6 exons. Gene Ontology annotation, biological process: protein phosphorylation. Bases 375 to 1655 code for a protein of 426 amino acids. The record is from RefSeq and is a predicted model, not a curated record. Gene Ontology annotation, molecular function: ATP binding; protein kinase activity. Lineage: Eukaryota; Viridiplantae; Streptophyta; Magnoliopsida; Malpighiales; Euphorbiaceae.
ACCCCCCUCCCACCCCUCUUCUCUUCUUCCCAACGCCAAGACUCAGUCUUCUCCUCAUUCUCUCUUGCCCUUGCUUUAUUAUUCUCUCUUUCUUUCUGUCUCUCUCCGUUUCUUUCUUUAUCGUCAAACAAGUCUUCUUUUAUAUACACACAACGCACUCAGUUGCAGACUUCAUAAAGGUCUGAUCCUGUAACUAUUGACAAAGCUAAUACCCACUUUUACCCCGGUUGAGAAAUCUUCAUAAUCAAUCAUACCCACAUAGAAAACUCAUUCCUUUUUCUCUUAUUUCUUUCUUUCUUGAAUGCUGGAUACAGCACCAGCAACUUAAGCUUCUCUUUCUGUUGUCUCUAUACAUUCCCACUAGUUGUUUUUUGAUGGGGAUUUGCUGGGGUUCUCCAGCUACUAAUCCUACACCUACUACCACUGGUCAUCUCAGUUCAGCUGGAAUUUCUCAGACAACUAGCAGUACAAUUUCUUCUCGCAUCAGCAACACAACAUCAUCUCGAAGCACCAAUACAGCGUCUUCUCAGGGCAGCAACGUCUCUGGGAAUAGCAGAUUUUCCGGGAGAGGCAGUGAUGAGGCCUCUUCAAAUGGGCAGAUUUUGCCCACGGACAACUUGAGGAUAUUUUCUUUUGCAGAAUUGAAGGCUGCUACCAAGAAUUUCAGACCUGACACGGUGCUUGGAGAGGGAGGGUUUGGUAGAGUCUUCAAAGGUUGGCUUGAUGAGAAGUCAACUGGAAAAAGUGGAAGUGGAAAUGUAAUUGCUGUCAAAAAGUUGAAUUCUGAGAGCUUGCAAGGAUUUGAAGAAUGGCAGACUGAGGUACAAUUCUUGGGAAGGCUAUCUCAUCCUAACCUUGUAAGGCUGAUAGGAUAUUGUUGGGAAGAAGAGGAGCUUCUCCUAGUUUAUGAAUUCAUGCAAAAGGGAAGCCUGGAAAACCAUCUAUUUGGAAGGGGUUCAACUGUUCAGCCACUUCCAUGGGACAUACGACUAAAAAUUGCCAUAGGAGCAGCUCGAGGCCUUGCUUUCUUGCACACAUCAGACAAGCAAGUGAUUUACAGGGAUUUUAAGGCAUCAAACAUAUUGCUUGAUGGGUCUUACACAGCCAAGAUUUCGGAUUUUGGUUUGGCAAAAUUUGGGCCUUCAGCUAGUCAAUCUCAUGUGACAACGAGGGUGAUGGGCACAUAUGGUUAUGCUGCUCCUGAGUAUGUUACGACAGGGCACUUGUAUGUAAAAAGCGAUGUGUAUGGUUUCGGAGUAGUCCUGAUUGAGAUUUUGACCGGCUUACGGGCACUCGAUCAAAACCGUCCAAGUGGGAGACAUAAUCUGGUGGACUGGAUCAAACCAUAUUUAUAUGAUAGAAGAAAGUUGAAGAACAUUAUGGACUCUCGAUUAGAGGGGAAAUAUCCUUCAAAAGCUGCAUUAAAAAUAGCGCAGCUUGCUUUAAAUUGUAUCGAAUCUGAACACAGGCAUCGACCAUCAAUGAAAGAAGUUGUGGAAACACUGGAAAAGAUUGAAGCAAGUGAUGAGAUACCAAGAGAGCCUAAAGCUCGUUCUAACCGCCAGCAAACCCAGCAAAAUUUGCAGCAACGCUCUCCGCUUCAUCCAAGGCCGGACAAAAACCGAGCGUAUCAACAACCUCUACGAGCGAGGUAACUGGGUUGCAACUAGUUCCUAAUGAACACCAAUCCUCAUGUUGAUAGUGGUUUGUCUGAAACAUUUGUUAUUAUCAUUAUUGAUGUGAUAUUGUAAAAUCUAUGGCGAGUUUAAUAGUGACUUGUAUGGAGAAUUAAUAAUGAAGAGGUGUAUUGAGAAGGAUGUGUGCAGAGUGAUUGUACUAGUUAAGGAGGGGAAUUCAUUGUUCUUCUGUAAAACCCCUCCAUGAUAUUGAUAUAAGACAGUUGUAGACAAAUCUGGUUGAGAUCUCAUCGGUGGUGCCAACUAUGGAAGAAAUUCAUUUUAUUUACAUUUUUUUCACUUAUUGCACAUUUGUGUAGCCUAACAAUUUAUUGGGCAUGUCUAAUUUAGUAUAUUUUCUAUUUUUUCGUCA